AUGAGCGGCUUCUUCCUAGCCGUCGGCAUCGAGGCGUCAGACAUAGCCGUGGCACUCAUCGCCAUCCACACAGCCCUCUACAUUUUUAAGCCGCGGCAGCUCAACGGCCAGAGCGGGCUGUAUCCGUACCGCCGCACAGCCUACGCCGUCGUGUUCAUCCUGCCGGUCGUCCUGGCGUCCCUUGCCUUCAUCAACACGCCGGCGUACGUCAACAACGGGCAGUACUGCUACCUGCCAAUCCGGCCGCUCUGGGCGCGGCUCGCGCUGAGCUGGAUUCCGCGGUACAUCAUCCUGCUCAUCAUCUUCGUGUCGUACUUUUGCACGAGAGCAAGAUGCGACGGCACAGCAACGCGCCGCCCGCCGCCGCCCGUCAGCAGCGACCAGACGACGAGCAGCCCGAGCAAUGUGAGCAACAACCAGGCCGACACGCGCAACGGUUCUGUCCCGCCGACGCCGCCGAUCGCCUACCACGGACUCAUCCCGUCGACGUCCGACUCGCACCACUCGUGCUCCGAGGAGGAGCGGCAGCGCCACGGGUCCGUUUCGAGCGAGGCUCCCGGCGGCGAGCCGCUGCGGCGUCCUUUGGCCGGCCGGUUGCGUGUCGACUCGCAUCACACGGCGCACGGUAUCCGGUGGAAGUGGCCUCUGUUCGGGGGCGAGGCAGUCGCGUCGAUGGAGACACAGCAGCAGCAGCAGCAGCGGCAGCAGCGGCAGCAACAGCGACAUCUGCGGGAGGCAAUCCAACACCAAGAACAAUACACGACGCAACACGAUGCCUACGUCGAAGCCGUCCACUUCCCACAACAAGCGGACAAUCGAGUAUCCUACCAGGCCAUCGCAUCCCCUCCACCAGCCCGCACCUCCGACCCGACAACGGCGCGACACUCGCUGCCGCCAAGCCUCGGCAAAACAAGUGACCAGUCGCCCUCGUCGCUCUCCAGCCCCAGCGGGCGGCCAUACCGACACCCGCACACCGGGUCCUCCUCGACAGCUGUCUCUUCAACGCCCUCCCCGUCGCCCUUUCUCUUCGCCGUCGCCGCCUCGGCAGCCCCGCUCCGGCGCACCGGCGGCACCCGCACCGGCAUCGGCGCCACAGCCAACGAUCCGUCGGGCAACAUGGCGCGCGCGCGGCUCAAGAUCCGGCGCAGCUGCGCCUACUAUUCGUCUACCCACUCGUCUAUAUGCUCGUGUGGCGGUGCCGUUCGCGCAGCACGUGCUGCGGUGGAACGAGCCGCUGCGCGCGGGGCCCUUUGGGCUCGUGCUCGCGAGCCUCGUGAGCCUGUGCAUGCAGGGAGCCGCCGACGCCGUGCUGUUCGCGCUGCGGGAGAAGCCAUGGCGGCACGGGCACGGGACGGCGAGGCAGGGGGCGGGAAGGGCGCAGACUGUUGCUGUCACGGCGACUGUGACAAGGGGCGAGGGGCGCGGCGUUGA
This is a messenger RNA of Verticillium alfalfae VaMs.102, 1431 nucleotides long. RefSeq lists its product as hypothetical. Gene Ontology annotation, cellular component: plasma membrane. The coding region runs from base 1 to 1431 and encodes 476 amino acids. Gene Ontology annotation, biological process: adenylate cyclase-activating G protein-coupled receptor signaling pathway. NCBI's taxonomy places the organism in Eukaryota, Fungi, Ascomycota, Sordariomycetes, Glomerellales, Plectosphaerellaceae. The transcript has 2 exons. The record is from RefSeq and is a predicted model, not a curated record. Gene Ontology annotation, molecular function: G protein-coupled receptor activity.